Molecule: messenger RNA, 357 nt
Organism: Phytophthora sojae
Lineage: Eukaryota; Oomycota; Peronosporomycetes; Peronosporales; Peronosporaceae
Exons: 2
Source: RefSeq, a predicted model, not a curated record
GUCGGCACGAUCCAGACCAAUCGACGAGGAUACUGCAAGAUGAUUCCUUACAAACAAGCGAAGCGGCCAAAGUCCAUGGCACGUGGGUCUUACCGAAUUGCGCAUUCGAAAACAGAGCCCGGUAUGUUAGCCGUGUCCUGGAGGGAUAAUCGACCGGUGCACUUCAUCGCCACGGGCUGCGACACACGACCGACGAGAUUGUCAAGGCGUGCAGGUGCUGAAGUUGUCGACCGUGCACCCGGCAAAGCUCCACCGACUCAUGCCGAGUUCAUAAGAUUGAUGCAGACGGCGCUGCUGGGAGUGGGGGCCGCGGACUUCGAAGGUGACUUGUUUGUCCGAGCGUUGGUAGACACGCCA